Dendroctonus ponderosae (mountain pine beetle) is the source of this 2618-nucleotide messenger RNA. RefSeq names its product mitochondrial Rho GTPase (gene Miro). NCBI's taxonomy places the organism in Eukaryota, Metazoa, Arthropoda, Insecta, Coleoptera, Curculionidae. Gene Ontology annotation, biological process: mitochondrion organization; small GTPase-mediated signal transduction. Gene Ontology annotation, cellular component: mitochondrial outer membrane. The record is from RefSeq and is a predicted model, not a curated record. Gene Ontology annotation, molecular function: GTP binding; GTPase activity; calcium ion binding. The coding region runs from base 181 to 2181 and encodes 666 amino acids. The transcript has 13 exons.
UACAUGUGACCAGUGACGCGCGCGUCAAGUCAGCUGUGUCAAAAAAAUGAGAAAAAAAUUAGUGCCGUGAGUUUUUUGCAAAAAACUGAUCGCCCUUCUAGCAUUGAACGCUCAAUUGUUGCUUGGUGGGCGGUUUGAGGCCAGCGCAUUGGUUGGAUGUGAAUUUUUUCAGGUUUUAAAAUGGUUAUCAAACCACAUUUGAAGCGGACGGUGCGCAUUCUGCUAGUGGGAGAUCGGGGUGUAGGAAAAACCUCCCUGAUUCUCUCCCUGGUGAGUGAGGAGUUUCCGGAAAAUGUGCCGGCCAAGGCGGAAGAAAUCACGAUACCUGCAGACGUAACGCCGGAGCAAGUGCCCACUAACAUAGUGGAUUAUUCGAUUGCUGAUCAGACCGAAUCUGAGCUGAGCGAUCAGAUCAAACGCGCUAGUGUUGUGUGCAUUGUCUAUGGAGUGGACGAUGAGGAGUCGAUUGAAAGGAUUUCUUCGUAUUGGAUGCCGUUGAUCAGGCAAAACCACCCCGAUACUCAAUGUCCAGUGGUGCUGGUUGGGAACAAAAUCGACCUGGUGGAGUUUUCUACCAUUGAUGGCAUUUAUGAAAUAAUGGAGGAGUUUUCCGAAAUCGAGACCUGCAUCGAAUGUUCAGCCAAAACAUUGAAGAACAUCUCGGAAAUGUUUUACUAUGCCCAAAAAGCCGUGCUGCAUCCCACGUCCCCGAUAUAUUCGGUUGAAAAAGCUGAUCUCACCGAACCGUGCAAAAAGGCCCUGAUUAGGAUAUUCAAGAUAUGCGACAUCGAUUGCGACGGUCUACUCAACGAUAUUGAACUGAACAACUUCCAAUCGCGCUGUUUCAACGCUCCACUCCAGCCUCAAGUGCUGGACGAUGUCAAGGCGGUGUUGAGGAAGAAUUUGGAUGAUGGCGUGAGCCAAAACGGCGUUACCCUGAAAGGGUUCUUGUACUUGCACAGUCUUUUCAUCCAGCGAGGGCGCAACGAAACCACGUGGACGGUUUUGCGCAAAUUCGGCUACAAUGAUAAUCUUAACAUGUCCAAAGACUACUUAUAUCCCAGCAUCAAAGUUUCAUCGGGAUGUACCACUGAACUGUCCUAUCGCGGCCAACAAUUCCUGACUCACAUUUUCGAGAAAUACGACAAGGACGGCGACAAGGCCUUGUCCCCCACUGAAUAUGAGGAACUUUUCUCCACCUGUCCCACUCCCGCUUGGCCGGUUGAUGUCAGCGCCAUGGUUCCCACCAAUGAUAAAGGCUGGAUAACAUAUCAGGGCUACAUGUGCCAGUGGGCCUUAAUGACGCUAGUCGAUUUGCCAAGAACUUUUGAGUAUUUGGCCUAUUUAGGGUACAAUAUUUACGAAAACGACACUCAAAUCUCAGCAGUUACAGUUACACGGGAAAAACAGCUAGACCUUGCCAAAAAACAGUCAAGCCGCAAUGUUUACCAAUGCCAUGUGAUAGGGCCGUCUAGUUCCGGAAAAUCGACGUUUUGCAAAAGUUUCAUCCGCAACUCCAUUGAUGCCCAAAGUGUGCUGUCGGAUAAAUCCGGUAGUCCGACCUGCACGGUGAACACCGUGCAAGUGUAUGGGCAGGAAAAAAUCAUGGUGCUACGCGACAUUAACAUUAGAAACGUGUCUGAUCCUCUGCUGCCUCACGAAGUGCAAUGCGAUGUAGCCUGUCUGGUGUACGAUAUCAGCCAUCCGAAGAGUUUCGAGUACAUUGCCAGGAUUUACAUUAAAUACUUUGCCGACAGUAAAAUCCCGGUACUAAUAGUGGCUUGUAAGGACGACCUGGAAGAAGUGCGGCAAGAGUACUUGUUGCAGCCGCCCAGUUUUUGUCAGAAAUACAAAAUCCUUCCACCGCAACGCUUUAGUGUUAAGGGCCACUUUAGGAAGGACGUGUUUGUGAAGUUGGCCACAAUGGCCGCAUUUCCUCGGUUUCAAGCUGCGUGGAUUUUGUUUUAUAAGCGCAGUCCAUUACGACGCAUGGUACAUAUGUUGUUGUUGCGUCCGCAACCUACAGAGUGGUUGUACGAAAUUUGCAGAAACUUCCGUGAGUUUGGAGUGAUCACAACUGACCCGACAGUUUGGUGGAAAGCCGGUCUAAGUCUCGCGGCCGUCACAGCCCUGGGGCUCAUUGUAGCCAAAGUGCUGCACACUAGUGAUAAAGUCAGAUAAAAGACACACAUAAUGCCCUUGUGUAGUUUGCAGGUAGACUGUGUUGUAAUAUAAUUACACGAAUAUUAUCUCCAACCUCCUGUUUCUAAGCGUUCGAGCCGCGGGAGUUUUGUAAUUGCUCGAUUUGAUUGAGUCAAAUAUAGUUAUUUAUUGCGUUUGUGACCAACAGAAAGGCCCGGGAGCGACGGUGCUUUAUUCUAUGUAAGUGUGCUGUACAGAGUUGCGAACAAGGUUGUAAGAUAAGAGUCUUAUGAGUAGAAAAGUAGUGAGUUUGAGCUGUUUUGAAUAAUAAUGGAUCAGGCAAUUCAAUUGUACAAUCAACGAUUGAAUGAAGAUUACGCGUAGAUUCAUCAAAACUGAUUUUAGGUUGUGUUACAAUUUUGCCAAAAUCUUCAACAUAUAGGACAAAUAAAUGCCUUGUACAUUUGUGCUGAUAA